AUGGACGCAGAAAUCGCCGCAUCGAAGCCCUUCACGCUCGUCAUUGGUCCCCACCGCCGCGAGUUUAUCAUGCACUCAGCCAAGGUUGCCGGGCUCUCCCCAGCUCUCAAGGCGCUGGUGAAUGGACCAAUGCGAGAGGGUGUUGAAGGGAGAGUAGAGUGGGAUUUCUUGGACGACCUAAGCUUCCUAUGUUUCUUCAAUUACGCCUACACAAACCGCUAUGAUGCAACAAAGAUAAAGGCUGAUGCUAAGCCUGGAAUGUCGGCCUCGAGCAACCCAGACCUUUCUGUGACGACAGUCCUCGAUACCAAGAUGGUGGUCAAGUUUGACGAUGGCCAAUUUACAUCCAGGGGCUGGCCUGUUCGCCAGACGUCAAGGGUGAAGCCCAGAAAAGACAUACUUAGCAAACGGGCCGCUCUGUGGACUCAUUUCUGUUGCCUAAAGAAACCUAGGGACGACCCAGACGAACGCAACGAGGAGGCAAUCAUCGCAGGGGGGGAGCUUCCACCGGAGCAACUGGUGUGCAACGCCAAGCUGUACGCUUUCGCCGACUACUACGGCAUUGAGGACCUGAAAGUUCUAGCAUACAACAAGCUGCACAAAGAUUUACGCGACGCCGCUGAAUGCCGCCUGCGCUUGUCCAACGUGGUGUCUCUGUUGCAGUACUGCUGCGACAGACCUGUCCCUGAUGAGCUGAAGGAGCUGGUCGUGCUCUAUGUCGCUUGUCAAUUCGACAACAUUUGGAAAGAAGAGGGAUUCCAGGAUCUUCUGGCGACUCACGGUGACUUGUCCGUGGCCAUUAUUGGAGAGCUGCGCGGUUUAUUGGAGUAG
This is a messenger RNA of Ustilaginoidea virens, 831 nucleotides long. RefSeq lists its product as uncharacterized. The record is from RefSeq and is a predicted model, not a curated record. The transcript has 2 exons. Bases 1 to 831 code for a protein of 276 amino acids. NCBI's taxonomy places the organism in Eukaryota, Fungi, Ascomycota, Sordariomycetes, Hypocreales, Clavicipitaceae.